Messenger RNA from Bacillus rossius redtenbacheri, 2381 nucleotides. Its product is annotated as ejaculatory bulb-specific protein 3-like. The transcript has 3 exons. NCBI's taxonomy places the organism in Eukaryota, Metazoa, Arthropoda, Insecta, Phasmatodea, Bacillidae. The coding region runs from base 821 to 1273 and encodes 150 amino acids. The record is from RefSeq and is a predicted model, not a curated record.
GUCUUGGAAACUGGUUUCCAAAAGACGGAAGAAAAAAAAAUGUGCAAAGAACUUGACUUUGACGAGUCGUGAGACCAGCAGGAUCCGUGCAUCCGCUGACACGCGUGGAACCUUCGAAUAUAUAUACUGUAUAGAAGUCGCCAGCCCAGGUUAUAAUUUCUAAUAUGGUUUUGAGGUAGUUGGUUAAUUCACCGCCGCAAUCGCCACCAUCUCUAGGGCAUCGACUUGUGGUGGUCCCUAGCGGACAAGAGUCCAACUCUUCAAACACCCCUUACCCCUCCUGCUGAACGACGUUGAGCUGCAGUGAAUGGUUGAUGAGGGGUGCAGGGGAAUGACAGCAGGCGACAGCGCUGCGCUCUAACGUGUAAAUAACAACUAAGACGAUACAGGGCGUUACGGCAGCGCACUGCAGCGGUGAAGUUCCCAAGCUGCUCAUCAUUAGCUUCUGAAAAACGUAGAGUAAAUCCUAUCCACUCGCGACUUCUAUACAGUAUAUGUAUUCAAAGGUGGAACGCAGAACAACAGAGCGUGUCUUCUUCUUCCUCGCCCCCCGCGGACCCUCAUCAAGCAACUCCCAAGGUUGACAUCCACGGCAAGCGAGCCGGUGAGAAGAACGAGUCCCCAAAGUCACUCGCCGAUACACAUCUCCACGGACUCUCCCCCCCAAGGAUGCAAUUUCCGCAAGGGGCAUCUUCUCCGCCGUCGCACGAAAAAAAAGCGGAGGACUCUAUAAAAGCGGCGAACCUGCGUAGUCUGACGGCCGCUCUUGGACUCUGUCGUCGCCGGGGGGACACGCGAGACUGUUGAGGGACAGAACUUGAUGCACAUCUUAGGCUUCCCUUGCUUCUCACAUCUGUGGUUCGGAGCGAUGGAGACCGCCGCGCGCGCCAUCUCGCUGCUGUGCCUGGCGGCGCUGGCCGCGACCGCAGCGCCUCCGGCGGAGCGCAAGUACACCACGAGGUACGACGGCGUCGACGUGGACGCCAUCUUGAAGAACGAGCGGCUGUACCGCAGCUACGUGGACUGCAUCGUGGCGCAGGAGGGGGCGAAGGUCCGCUGCACCAAGGACGCCAUAGCCCUCCGAAGCCGGAUCCCGGACGCACUGGCCAGCGACUGCGCCAAGUGCAGCGAGAGACAGCGCGAGGAGACCAGGAAGGUGGUGGCAUUCGUGCGCAAGAAUCACCCCGAGGACUGGAGCGCGCUGGUGCGCAGGUUCGAUCCGACGGGAGUGUACUCCGAGAAGCACGGCGACCGGCUCAAGCACGCCGCCUAGAGUACAGUCUGGUCGGCGCGACCAGGCGGCAGCUGCCGUCUUCCGUCCUUCACCUUGUUCACGCUUACAGCUCCUCCUUUUUUUUUCCAUCAAAGAAAUUAAACCAACGGAAAAUACACUGUGAAAAUAAAGUGAAAUGUUCUUCAUUAAAAUGUACUACCCAUCACAUUAUGUUACGUAAACAUAUUUUUUUUCUCGUAUUUUAAUAACGUAUUUUUAUUUUUUGUGCUCUUAGACAUAUAAAAAAAAAAUCAAGCAAUAACCAAAGUUUGAAAUUUAAUUUUCAUGGUAGACAUGAAAACUUUUAUUAAAAGAUUUUUUUUUAAAUAAUUAUUUUCGGGAUACUGCGUUUUUAUUUUUUCUGGGGGAUUUUAUAAUUACCAAUAAGGGGAGGGGAGUCUUUGGUGAAGUUACUCUCGCAAAUUAUUAGGGCCUUGAAAAAAGUUUAAUGGCCAUCUCUGUUGGUGGAUACCAGAAGAAUUCGCGGUUUCAAUUUUUCGCGAUGAGUGUAGUACCUACUCUGGACGAAUAAGAAACACUCAACCAAAAAAGUAUCGAAUCACGAUCAACCCAUUUCAGACGUCUCCCAGGUAAAAAAAAAAAAAGCCAACGAACGGUUGACAUUAACCUGGACUGGGACCUAUCCUAUGUGUCAUUGAAUGUGCAAUUUUUUUCCAGUCCCUAGUAAUUGAAACGCACUUAGAGUACCUGAAAAUUUUCGCAUUAUUCUAUGGUACUUACCAGGACCAACUCAGAGCACUUUAUGCAAAUAAGUCGCUGUCCAUUGUCCAUUGGCUGUUGCCAAUUUGUAGGUCACCUACCGGCCGGGUUGCCUGUUGUUUGGGUCUUUUGAAUUUUGUAAUGUAGUUUUCGGUCCUUCCGAUCAUUAAAAACUCAUAUUUUCCAGCGAGAACGCAAUUUGAGAGUAUAAUCAAAUACCCUCAGGACUAACACCGAUAUCUCUAUUCUGACAACACAGGCGAAAGUGUGAAAAAUAACCUAGCUGCAUGAGGUGUUGACUACCGAUUUUUUUCUUGAAUAAAUUGUUAAAUUAUGUUUUAUUUUAUAUGGUGUCAAACAUAAUAAACUUCUUUCUAAGAAAUUUGAA